AUGGCCAAGAAAAAAAAAUUAACCACUUUACAACAUGGUGGGAUCUUGUAUGGUCGCAAUCGCGGUGAAUCAUAUUCAACUAUCACUAGAAAUGUUAAAUGUGAAAAGACUACAGUUCAUGAUAUCUUAAAACGUGCAGAAGUAGAAACUACCGUAGUGAAAAAACGUCCAGGCCGAAAGCCUAUUUUUGAUACACCCGCACUAGAAGAACUUAAAAAACUUGUUAUACAAGUUACUAAUUAUUAUCAUCUAAGUGCUCGUGAAAUACAAGAAUUAUGGAAUAAGGAAAAAAAUCAAACUGUCUCCAUUUCUACAAUAUGUCGUGCUUUGAAAAAAACUGGUCUUCGUUCAUGUGUUGCUCAUUAUAAACCACUAAUUUCUAAAAAAAAUAAAGAAAUACGAUAUGCUUGGGCUAAAGAUUACCUAAAUUGGUUGACACACCAAUGGCGAAAUAUCAUCUGGUCAAAUGAGUCUUUUUUUAGACAAUUUAUGUCAAGUCAUAAUAUCAGAGUUUGGCAUACCCCUGCUAAAGAAUUUGAUAAAUCAUGUCUUGUUCCUACUGUGGGUCAUAGUCCUGGUCAUAUAUUUUGGGGUUGUUUUUCAUGGCAUGGAUUAGAAUCAAUUAUUUCAAUUCAUGGCCGUAUAACUAAUUUUUUUAAUAAUGCUGGUAUUUCUAUGUUACCCUGGCCACCGCAGAGCCCAAACUUGAACCCAUUAGAGAACCUUUGGCAGGAGGUUGAAAGCCAUUUACGCAGUUCUUUGGAUAAAUCUACAAGCAUUGAAGAUUUGGAAAAAAAGGUUAAAGCUACUUGGAAUUCGAUUCCACCCAGAUAUUAUCAUGGGCUAGUCAAUAGUAUAUCCAAUCGG
This is a messenger RNA of Racocetra persica, 867 nucleotides long. The record is from the annotation of a GenBank genome assembly. NCBI's taxonomy places the organism in Eukaryota, Fungi, Glomeromycota, Glomeromycetes, Diversisporales, Gigasporaceae.